Molecule: messenger RNA, 1782 nt
Organism: Hemibagrus wyckioides
Lineage: Eukaryota; Metazoa; Chordata; Actinopteri; Siluriformes; Bagridae
Product: protein FAM200A-like
Exons: 6
Coding region: 1-1782 (593 amino acids)
Source: RefSeq, a predicted model, not a curated record
AUGGUUCAGCAGGUAAAGAGGGAAUAUAAACUGUUGUGGAGUCUGGAUGUUCUGGCCGCAGUGCUCCGGUACCGCUUGCUAGACUUCAUUAAGGAAAGUGCUUAUUACGCUUUGCAGAUGGAUGAAUCCACAGACAUUGCAAAUCAUGCAACUUUACUUGUUUAUGUGAGAUAUGUAUGGGAAGGGGAUUUGGAGGAGCAAUUUCUCUGCAGCAGAGAUCUCCCCACCACUACAACAGCAGAGGAUAUUUUCAGUACUGUGGAUUUGUAUUUGGGAUCAUUGGGCCUGAGCUGGGAAAACUGUGUGGGAAUCACAACUGACGGCGCUGCCUCUAUGACAGGAAAACACUCAGGGGUGGUGAAGAGAAUUCUUGAGAGGGCAUCAAAUGCCACCUGGAAUCACUGCUUUUUGCAUGGAGAGGCAUUAGCAUCAAAGAAUAUGGCGCCAGUGCUUGAUGAGAUGUUAAAAGAAGUCGUCAAAGUAGUGAAGCACAUUAAACGAAGUGCUAAGACCUCCCCGUGUUUUAAAAAUCUGUGCAAAGACCUGGGCUCUGAACACGUACAGCUGUUGUACCACUCCGAAAUUCGUUGGCUCUCGAGGGGAAAAGUUUUGGCAAGGUUUUACGAACUUAAAACAGAAAUCGCUGUCUUCCUUUCAGAAAAUAACUCUCCUUAUGCCGAUUUAUUUAAUGACGAAAUCUGGCUCGCACGAGUUGCUUAUCUUGCUGAUGUGUUCGAGCACCUCAACACAUUAAACGUGUCCAUGCGAGGGAGAGGGCACAAUAUUUUUGAGCAGAGUGACAAAGUUGCUGCAUUUAAAAAGAAGAUUGAACUGUGGACAAAACACGUUAAUAAAGACAGACUAGACAUGUUUCCCAACACUUGCAAUGAAACACAACAGCUGGAUAUCGCGGGAAAAAUUGUACUGAAGAAAACUAUCACGGAACAUCUUAGUAAACUGCAAGUUCGGUUUAAUGACUACUUCCCCGAGAAACAUGAAGAUGAUCCCUGGAUACGCGAUCCCUUUGGAAUCGACAUGGAAAGCGUCACGUUGCCCAGCAACGAAGAGAAUCAGCUGGUGGAGCUGUCAUGUGCUAAGACGCUGAAAAAGAAAUUCAGUGAGGUAAGCCUUUCCCAGUUUUGGUGCCGUGAAGCACUUUCUGAGUAUCCGUCCCUCGCCACUCGUGCGAUCAAAACCAUCCAACCAUUCAGCACUACAUAUCUGUGCGAAAGUGGCUUCUCUUCUUUGGUGCAGCUUAAGUCAAAGAAAAGGAACAGGCUGAACAUUGAGCGUGAUCUUAGGGUAGCACUGUCUACCAUCACCCCAGACUUUGAAACUCUUAUCAGGAGGUUGAAGCUAAAAUCUACAGGACAGCAGCUCUCCAGGAUUGACUUUGCCUACCCCUGCACUUGGUGUUUCUCUCCACCUGAGUGGGUGUGUGAUGAAGAGUAUUUGGGUUUUCCUGCCACCAUGUGGGGUCUGGGAGUUCUCCUGUUUCACCUCAUCUGUGGACACUUGCCCUUCAAUAAUGAGGAUGAGAUCGUUUACAGGAAGAUGGACUUCGCUCCCGGCCUGUCUGAAGCCAUUUGGAUGUCCACCGUGGUGUUGCGCCUCGUGAAGAAGCAUGUCCAGGAGAUGCUGAAGGCCAUGGAUCUGCACCCUGGUUUACUCCUGAGCUUCGUCAGCUCAAAUCCAGAGGCCGUCGCCUGUACAAAAGAACUGGACUUACUGUACACAGAGAAAUGUACAGCGAGCAUGUGCUCCUCUAUAAAAACGCAUUGA